Molecule: messenger RNA, 729 nt
Organism: Coprinopsis cinerea okayama7#130
Lineage: Eukaryota; Fungi; Basidiomycota; Agaricomycetes; Agaricales; Psathyrellaceae
Exons: 1
Coding region: 1-729 (242 amino acids)
Source: RefSeq, a predicted model, not a curated record
AUGACGACCCAGCCAGAAGACGACAUCCUCUUAUCAGAGAUUCAAUGUAUCCAAGAAGCGGAUGGUAAAGACAUAGGCAUUAAGAGGCUACAAGAAAUCCUUAAGACCGACCAUCCCGACUGGAUUCUGGGAGCCAAACGACUUCGUAGCAUUCGGAAAGAUAAUGGCCCAGCAAUCCCCGUCCCAGAAACCGAACCUGAACCAGGACCGAAGCCAGUAAAGCAACCACCGGCGAUCACCAAAGCAGACAUCGUCUCUUUCUACAAGCCCCGCGUCGUCGAUCCAUUUAUCAUCGACGGCGAACCGCUGCUCAAACUCCACAUCACCCUCGUCGUCGGCCCAUCCAAUUUCCGCGAACUGCCCGGCGACCGCAUUUUUCAAUUCAUAGAAGACAUUCCCACGAAAUGGUGUCGUAAAGGGGCACCACGGGAGGAGAGCUCAGCAUUCCUCACCCAGGUUCUCAAAAGCUGCGAAGAGUGGGUUCUGAGCCAUUCCCUAUGGCUCUGUCGGCACUGCGGGAAAGCGGCUACCAUGCUCUGGGGGGUGCCAAUGGCCACUCUCCCCGAGAGGCCUCCGUUUGUGAUACAACAGACGUCGCCUGUCUGCAAGGUCAAUUCACAGUGCAUGCGCGAGACGUAUGCACUGAACCAGAAGGCAGUCCAUGGGCUCAUGCAGAAAAACUUGGGGGAGGUCUAUAAGAUCACAGCUCGAAGUGAAGGUGCUCGUUAA